Messenger RNA from Leptopilina heterotoma, 2380 nucleotides. RefSeq names its product adenosine kinase 2-like. The transcript is spliced from 5 exons. Lineage: Eukaryota; Metazoa; Arthropoda; Insecta; Hymenoptera; Figitidae. The record is from RefSeq and is a predicted model, not a curated record. Gene Ontology annotation, molecular function: adenosine kinase activity. Gene Ontology annotation, biological process: purine ribonucleoside salvage. Gene Ontology annotation, cellular component: cytosol; nucleus. The coding region runs from base 237 to 1343 and encodes 368 amino acids.
CUUUUUUCGUUUAGCUUCUGCUAUGUAUACAAAAUUAAAUAACAAUUCCAAUCUGUUUAUUACCGCUUACAGAAUGUAUAAUUAAACUUUUUACUGUCCAAUUAAAUUCUUUUUUCAAAGUCAUCCUAAUAAAAUCACUUAAUGUGUGUAUCUAAUGAAGCAAACGUAUAAAAGAGGUGGAUUUGUCGUAUUUUUCUAAUUAUUUAUUAUAAAAAAAAGGGAGUAAAAAAAGUGAUAUGUCUGUGCCUAGUAUUCUUCGGAAUUGUUCCCAAUUACCAGCGGUGAUUGCCUUUGGAAAUCCUCUUUUAGAUAUUAUUACAAGAAUCAACGGGAAUGACCUUUUGCUUAAAUAUAACCUCAAAGUCGAUGGACAGGCGGAACUUUCCACCGAGGAAACUCAACAGCUUCUUCAGGAAUUACCCCCGGAAUCCGAGCAUAUAGUGACACCAGGAGGAUGUGCACAAAACACUUUGAGAAUAUUACAAUGGCUUUGCGGUGGAGCACAACUUCCGCAUAUUGGCGUUUUUUAUGGAAGUAUAGGAAAUGACACGAGGGGCUCGACACUAGAGAAACUUGUGCUUGCUGAUGGCGUCGAUGUGCAUUACGCUGUACAUCCAUCGCUGCCAACUGGCUUUUCAAUAAAUAUAAUAUCGGACAAUUCUUGGCGAAGUCUGGUUGCAAAUUUAGGUGCGGCCAGUGAAUAUUCAUUGUACAAUCUUCAUAAUGUGAGAUUGCCAUUGGAAACAGUGAGAAUUAUUUACAUCGAGGGUUUCUUUAUAACACACAGUCACGAUGUUGCCAAAGAAGUUUGUAAAAUGGUGCAUGGAAAGGAUGUGAUUAUUGCAUUCAAUUUAUCCGGAGAAUAUGCUUUUACGGAUCAUUAUAAGCAAAUAAUUGAAAUGGUGGGAAUGUCGAGAAUUGUCUUUGGCAAUGUAAAUGAAAUGAAAGCGUUGGCACAAUUUUUGAAUAUACAAUUUCAAAGUGUCGAGAAUAUUCCAUUUUUAUUGAAUAGUGUGACGAGAGUUACUGUCAACAUUUCUGAUACGGAAUCAAAGGAUUGGUUGUCAACGAGCGGAGUAUUUGUCAUGACACAGGGAGGCGAUGGUCCAGCGACUGUUGUUUGGGGUCAGGGAAAUUCAGCUCAGGUACAUCCAAUUAUUCCAAAGGCACCGAUAAUUGACACAACCGGCGCUGGAGAUUCUCUUGUCGCUGGUUUUCUCGCCGGCGUUAUAGCGCAAAAAGAUCCAAAAACGUGUUUAGAAUGGGGUUGUCAAACGGCGUCGAUAAUAAUAACAAGAUUAGGCGUCACUGUGCCAAGUGGAACACCAGAUUUUAUAGAUUAAAAUCCUUUUGCCUUCUUCUUUUUCUUUUUCAUUGUUCGAUGAAUACGAGAUUAUAUACAAUUAUAUAAAAGCGAUAAAGGAAAGGAAAAAAAUUGUUAAAUUAAUCUUUACGCUUCAAAGUUUUACACGAAGGAUUCAUCAAAAAAAAAAGGGAAAAAGAAAUGAAAAGUAGAUAAGUAAUUGAAGCUCCCAUGGAUCUGAUUUUAGUACAAAAUAGAUAUUAUUUUUCCUGUUAAUCUAAUAGGCAAGAAUUUAAAAAAAAAGGUAUUUAUCAUUUUCUCGUUAGGUAAUGGAUUAUUUUUUAUUUUCCUUAUUAAGUUUAAUAUUAUAAAUAUUUUUAAUAUUCAUAUAAUUGUUAAUGCAAAUAUUUAAAUAUUAUGAAUAUUUAUAAUAAUGAUUAAUAUUAUUACUAUCAGUAAUAGUUAUUAUUAGUAGAAAGUCAUUUCGAAACUGAAAAACAAACAGUUUUGAAGAAAUACCUCGUGAUAAUCGCCAGAAAUUGAAAUCAAAAUAGAAUCAUUUUGUUUAGAAAAAAUUAACACUUCUUCACCUAAAGUCAUUUAAAACAUUAGUUUCAAAUUUUCACAAAAAUUCGAAUUUGUUACACAUUCUCAAAAAAAAAUUGAAAAUAAAAAAAAAUUAUUAACUUUUUUUUCUUUCAAUUUAAAUAUUUAUUUAUUUAUUCAUGAUUAUAAUCUUUCUAUUAAUAGACAAAAUUUUUAGAUAACAGAAAAUGUUAUGAAUUAUUAAACUAAAAUUGUUAAAAGGAAAAUUUGAUAUAAUUAUUUUAUUUAGAAGAUAAUUUAAAAUACAAAUUUUAAAUUAUUUAAAUUAUUUAAAAUACAAAUAGAAUUUAAAAACCAAUUAAAGUCUUGAGUUUCAAUUUCUGGUUUAAUAUAAUAAUUAUUGUAGAUAAAUGUCAAAAUGUACAAAAAAAAAGAAAAAACAGAGAUAAAAUGUAAAAAGAAAAACAAGAAUAACUAUUUUCUCUAUUGAACUUUUUAGAAGCAGGAAAAUAGAUAUUUUUUCUUGCUUUA